AUGGAGUCUGACCCAUCAAGCGAAACAGAGGAAAACUAUAAUAAUUUGAUCGAAUCAGAUUUCUCGUAUGUGAAUAUAGAUAAGCUGAAUUCCUCAAAAAAUUCAAGAGAAAACGUUACAAUUUCUCUCGGAACUCCAACUGUGAAUAAUGGCUCACUAGCUCCCCUCCGUUAGCAGAAAAAAAAAUUUUUUAAUUAAAAAUGUUUUUAAAGAUAAUGUUUUAAAUUUAGGCUAAUUUUUAAUUUCAUAUUUAAAUUUUGGGAAAAAUAAUUACAAAAUAUUUUUUACUCGGACUGGCUGGGGAAUAAGGAAUUUUGUGACAUAUCCUAUUAGUGGAUCUGAUUCCACAGGAAACAUUCAAACGAGUCGUCGAUAUAAAGAUUUUAAAGCGCUUAGAGAUAUUCUAUAGCCUUACAGAAGAAUGGCUUUUAUUUACAUCAAUAAGAUUUUAAGCUUAUAAAAUAAUCACGAGUUAGCCAUUUUAAAUGAAUAACCCAUUCUUAUUUAAAAGCAUAUCAAGGCAAUGGCCAGGCUGCUACAUGCCUCAAAUUCCUCCAAAACAAAUGACUGUAAAAAUCAUAUAGGGAAACCUCGGAAAAGAUUUUAUUGACAAGCGAAAAGUGCUUCUUGAAGCUUUUCUCAUGAAAAUAGCCAAAAUCCCUUACAUAUACCACUCAGAAAUAGUCCAGCAAUUCGUUCGAGGUCCUCAAGAGUUUCACAAAUGCGUAGGGCAUUAUGGUCGUCUGCCAUUCCAAAAGCUCGCCCCUCUCUACAAAGAAGUUUUUUCAGAAUUCACAAGCUUCGUUUCAAAUUCAGAAAGCCACAAAGAAAUGGAAGAUGCCCAAAAGCAUUUUUCCGGCUGUUUAGCUCAACUUCAAGUAUUUGAAGGCUGAUGCAAAUAUACAACAGAUUACUUUGAGUAUUAUCAAAAAGAAGUCCAGAACUUAUUUAUUGAUUUAAAAAGCGUCAAUCAGGUCUAUGCUGAAGAAAAAAAUAUUAACUUGGAAACCAGAAAUUUGACAACAAACCCAUAUUCAGUUUUAUUGGGCUGAGUAAGGACUGAGAUUCUGGAUUUAGAAGGACUGAAUGAAGCAAUUCAGGGAAGAUUCAUGCUGGAAGCUAUAAAACUGAAAAUUGCAGACAGAAUUGAUGAAGAAAGAGAAAAUUUGAUAAAAAUACAGUCAGGGAAAAAGAACUUUGUACAGAUUUUGUUGCAGAAGAACAAAGAACAGUAUAUAGAAAAGACUUCAAGAGAAAUAACGAAUCUUGAAGAAGAGCUAAAAUGUGUUGAAAAGAUAGUAAAUAUUGUGACGGGAACUUUAUUGAAUGGCGUUAUCCCUAAAUUUAAAGAAGGAAAACAGCACAUGUAUGAAAUUGUUUUGAAAACAUUUACGAGCUCAAGUAUAAAAGAAUUAGAGUUUCUUAUCGCUCAGAAUAAGCAAAUUGAGCGAGAUAUUCUUAAUUAA
Molecule: messenger RNA, 1466 nt
Organism: Blepharisma stoltei
Lineage: Eukaryota; Ciliophora; Heterotrichea; Heterotrichida; Blepharismidae
Source: the annotation of a GenBank genome assembly